Cucurbitaria berberidis CBS 394.84 is the source of this 6162-nucleotide messenger RNA. RefSeq lists its product as uncharacterized. The transcript is spliced from 3 exons. The record is from RefSeq and is a predicted model, not a curated record. Gene Ontology annotation, molecular function: histidine phosphotransfer kinase activity; phosphorelay sensor kinase activity; protein binding. Bases 165 to 6146 code for a protein of 1993 amino acids. Gene Ontology annotation, biological process: phosphorelay signal transduction system; protein autophosphorylation. Lineage: Eukaryota; Fungi; Ascomycota; Dothideomycetes; Pleosporales; Cucurbitariaceae.
UCGGCCUGCUGGCGAGCUGCGAGUCGCCCCAUUACGACGUCAUCAGGGACCUCCGUUUUUGCGGCCACUCACAAUCCCAUGCCGAUGCACCUCUCCACCACCGGCCGGCCUUUCGACGACAUUACCUUCGUGCACUCGUCGAGGGGGAUUACUGAGAUGCCAUAAUGAGCAAAUCGAGGAGGGAUGUCAAUACCGGGGAAACGCCUCUUCCCACCACGUCGCCGACUGCAUCGCGACCGCCCCUCCAGCGACUUGCCGCGAGCGACGCAUCCUACCAGAUCCAACCACCGCAAAAAGGGUUCCGAGACCCGCCUCAGGGCCGCGACCAUGACACCACGGAUACCGAUAUGAGCGAAGACGAGGCCGCGCUCGGCCAGGGCGACGCUGGAGCGACGGAAAGGGAGCAUGUAGAGAUUGAGCCGCAGGGCAGCGCAUCACCAGAGGACGCGGAGAUUGAGCGGCUGCGCACCCUGCAGCUGAAAGUGCUGCAGCAACAGCAGCGUACGCGCCUGCGGAGUACUCAGAGUACCCAAAGUACCCAAAGUACUGACACUGCCGUGAGCGUUCGUCGAGUAUCGCCAAUCAAGGAGGAACCCAUGUCUACCAUGUCGCCAACGCUGGAAGGAGCCUUCAACAGCCCCAGUCCACUGCUGUCAGGCUAUACGACGUCGACGGAAUCAACCGAAUCGGCGAGAACAAUUCGGGGAAGUAUGCCACCCACACCGGCAGCGCACCAAGCGCUUAGAACGCCCUCGUACCCCUUCCCCACCGUCCCAAACACCCCCAGGUGGGCUUCUGCAUUUCACAUGCCCUUCACUAACCUCUCGCCUACCGUCUCUGCCAUCAACACGAGAGAAUACGCAGCGCCAAAGGAGCGAGUUGCCUCAGAGACCAGCACGCCUGCUGCUUCGACGACUCCAUUUGCGCCGGGGGAAAGAGCCCAUCACAGCUCCGAGGCCGAAGACCCCCGAUUUCCGAGUCCCAAUCUCUACGAUCUGGUAUUGCGAUUAGGCUCAGAGCCUGGGCUUGCCGCAUGGUGGACAACUGUCACCUCAAUAAUGUGCGACCACUACUCGGCAGAAAGAGCAACUUUGGCCGUGCCCGCGGAUUCAUCGGAUAUCGAAAACGUACCGUGGGGCCAGAAGACUAGUUUCACGGCCACGACCGAUGAUGGCAGUCCGCGCAUGGCUAUAUAUCAAGAUGCAAGAGUCCAGCAACAUCGCAAGGAGCUAACGCAACAGUCACAAGGCUUCCAGUAUCCCGAGCAAGAAUAUACGCCGCGCACUCCUUUGAUACCGGAGAGAAGACCCAAACUGUUCUCACAUCAUUCGUUUGCCGGUCAUGAGCGUCAGAAGCAAAACCAACCAUCGGACAGUCCGACACCGAUGCCGCCCGUGCGACCCCGGGGUCCAAUGCGGGCUGUCAGCCAUGCACCUCAAGCGGCCAUACGAGAACAUCCGCUGAGGCAGGUCUCUCAGGCAUCGCUUGAUGGAACGUCAAGUCACGGGGGACCUACAUUUAGCGAUCCGGAAUUCUCAAGCGUUGGCGAGCCAUCGGCACCGACUGCCGUAUUCAACGUACUUCGUGCUCUCGACCAUGAACCCGAUGCCUUGAUCGAUAACACCGGUGUCAAUCGGGUUCUAGAGCGAGGACGCUUGGUCACAUUAACCAGAGAUUAUUCCACAUCGUUUUCGACGUCCAAGGAAGACCUUGCUGAGAAAGAUAAAAGUGAACAAUCCAAAGCAUCCGCGACGCAAGCAACUACUACAGGACAGGAAACUCUAAAGGCUACGACUUCACGCGGCCGCAACAAUCUUGCAACCAGUGACCCCAGGUUGCAACCUCGCUAUGAGGAAUACGAGCAGUAUCCAAGCUCACCUUGGGCACAGUCACCUGCUCCAUCACCGGCCAUACAGAACGAUGCUGAUCAAAAUCCAUUCUUCACUACGGGACGAGUGGACGAGGAGACGUUCAAUCCUUCGCGUUCUCCACAAGAUUACACUCAAUUCGGCUUGGUAGAGGCCAUCGGCGUGGACAAGGCUAGCACCGUUACACACAUACCGCUCAUACACCCGACACUAUCGCAAUUGAUGAACCCAACAGAUAUUCCGACUCCUUCUCAGACCCCCUCUCAGUCCCGGAGCCAAUCAGAACAGUCGACGCCUGGCGAUUCAUGGAACAGGGAAGGCUUUGCACGCAAAGCACCUAUUGCAAUUCUCUCCAUUCUGUCCCCUACUGUCCCUUAUCCUCGCAACUUGACCAAUUCACUGAAGCACCUUGGACCACACCUGGCAACGUCGUUCUCGAACGCUUGGCAGUUCACCAAUGCACAGUCUCAGGUUGCCUCCAUCAGGCAGCGUCGUAUCGCAACCGAUGUAGAUCUGCCUUCUGAUAAAGGAAAAUUUGACGAUUUGCUUCACCUCGACCUUGAAGACAUAACAAUGUCUACCGCUGGUAGCGUUACUAGCCCGUCCGACUACUCCGGUCGUUCAAGACAUAGUCCUGGUGGGUCCAUGUCGGGGACUCCUGGAUGGGACGCGUCGUCUUUGGGGUUCUCAAGCAAGCAUUCUAUAGGUGGUACGCCAGGUCACCUUACAGGUAGUGAGGCUGUUGAAAGUUACUUUGACUCCAAGAAGAAAUCGAGUCGGACGCCAAUUCAACCAGCUACCUCCGGCCAAGAGCAACCCAUUCGUAACUCUGAGAACAGGCGCUCAAAGCGGGUCAGCGUAAACCCAACGAUCGAACAAGCAGAAGAUGACGUUGUCACGCCACGUAAUGAGAAGGCCCAGGACGAGGAAGCGUUGAGUGCGCGCCGCACGCAACCACAGGGGGCCUCGAACCAUGGCCACUCUCUCUUACACUCAUAUGGCGCUGACUUUAGUUCCUCGUUCCAAUCGUUACCAGCAGCAACAACGCCAGCCGGACGGCCACCAGUCCUUCCAGGCCGUGUCAGAAGAGGCUCAAUCACAGAAACAUUUGAAAUGCCACCACCAUCAGAGAGUUUGCUGCGGACCAUUAUAGACUCUUUGCCCGUUCAGAUAUUCACAGCAGCUCCAAGUACCGGUGUAAUCAGUUGGGUAAACUCGAAAUUCCUAAUAUACCGGGGUCAAGAUUGCCGUCAAGUGCUACAGGAUCCUUGGGAAGCCAUUCAUCCGAAUGAUCGGGGCCCCUACCUGGAAGACUGGAACAAGUCUCUGCGCACUGGUCAACAACUCCAGAAAAAGGUUCGAAUGCAACGUUUCGACAAGUGUUAUCGAUGGUUCUAUGUCCGUGUUGCACCGCUGAAGAACAAGCGGCAACAGAUUGUUCAUUGGAUUGGCACCAACAUGGAUUUCCACGAACAACAUCUUGCCGAGCAGAACUCAGCGCGGCAACAGGAGACUGCUGCCUCAGAGGCAAAGUACAGAGCUUUGGCGAAUUCAAGUCCGCAGAUCGUUUUCGUCGUCUCAGAUCGCAGGGGUCUAACAUUCUGCAACUCACAGUGGAUAACUUAUUCUGGCCAAACGGAGACUCAAGCGCUUGGGAGCGGCUUCUUGGAACAAGUUCAUUCGGAUGAUAUCAUCAAGUGUAAGCUGCCUGAGCUGAAUGAACAUGGCGUUGCCAAUGUUCCCACCACGUUCCCAUCAGAACAUGCGCGCCAGGACUCAUCUUCUUCGGAUGAGUCAUCGGAAACCGAGAAGACAGUCACAAGCCCUGGAAGCUCUUCGCCAGAUGUCAAAGAUCUACCGCAAGCAAAGUUAUCCAAAUUGGCAAGCGCUGGAAUUCUCAGAAUCGUAAAGGAUGCAGAUGGACGCGCCUCUUAUUCCACCGAAGUCAGACUGCGCAACAGGGAUGGUGAUUACAGGUGGCAUCUAGUCAGAAUAUUACUUGAAAAGUCCCUUGCAGAAGACAGCGAGGAGGAGACUUGGUAUGGUACCGCUACCGACAUCAACGACCAUAAGCUGCUAGAGCAGACACUGAAGGAAACCAUGGAUGCGAAAUCCAAAUUCUUGAGCAACAUGUCCCACGAGAUUCGAACUCCACUCAACGGCAUAUCGGGCAUGGUAAACUUCCUCCUCGACAGCACACUCAACGCCGAGCAGUUGGAGCACGUUAAUAUCAUCAAAUCAAGUACCGAUAGCUUACUGAACCUCAUCAACGACAUUCUUGAUUUGUCCAAGGUUGAAGCCGGCAUGAUCAAGUUAUCGAUGGACUGGCUCCACCUGCCAUCGCUGAUCGAAGAAGUAAACGACUUGAAUAUGGGGCUGGCUAUUGAGAAAGGCCUGGAACUCAACUAUUUGGUGGAUGAAGGAGUGCCGUCCAUGGUCAAAGGUGACAAAUUCCGCAUUCGGCAGGUUCUUCUCAAUGUGGUUGGCAAUGCCAUCAAAUUCACUUCGAGAGGCGAGAUCUUUGUUCGCUGUAGGCUCCAGCCGCCGGAGCGCUCUGGACCGCUAAAAAACAACGAAACUAUGGUCCGAUUCGAGGUGGUUGAUACAGGACGAGGAUUCACCGAGGCUGAGGCUAAAUACCUGUUCAAGCGAUUUAGCCAGAUUGACGCUAGCAGUACCAGGCAACACGGGGGCACAGGUCUUGGUUUGGCCAUUUCGAUGCAGUUUGUUGAACUACACGGAGGCAAGAUGGACGCUCGAAGCCUGCCCAAUAAGGGUUCCACGUUCUUCUUCACCAUCAAGUUUGGCCUUCCUACCGCAGACGAUUUCCCUAAGCCACUGUUGUCAACCCCUGGAACACCAGGCCUGGAACCCCCGAGUGCAGUUCCCACAAUGCUAUCGCAAGCGCCGCAGCCAUCGCCGUUGCAGAAAUUUGUUAAUUCACAGGUCCCUGCAAGCACACAGGUCAAACGCAUGUCGAGCGUGUCAUCCGAACGGAGCGACUCUAUAAAAUCACCAGUGCCCAGCUUGUCCACCUCGGAGCGUUCACGUGACUCGCCGUCCCUCUCCCUCUCGUCUGGCAGCUCAGAUCAUUCGUUGACGAGCACGGCACUCACAGGACAAUCAAGUGUAAGGUCCGAGAGGUCGUCUGCAUCAUCAUUUCUGCGAGAAACCAUUCUACAAAAACCAGAACCACAAAUUAACCUGGCCCUUCCCCCAAAACGGCCCGACGGCGACCAUGGUACUCCUUUAGAUAACUCUUCCGAAUCUUUGGAGUCAGAGAAAACUGCUCGUCCCCCGAGUCCGCAUCGAAGUCUUUCUCCGCUGGGUAGUGCCCUGCAGCCCCCAAUGUACUCAAUUCUGGUUGUUUGUCCGCUAGUACAUAGCAGAGAGGCUACAAUUCGACACAUCAAGAACACGCUUCCUCAAGGAAUACCUCAUCAAGUUACGGGGCAGCCUAGCAUCAUUGAGGCGCAGAGAAUGAUUGGCGGGGACAACCCAGUCCUGUUCACCCAUGUUGUACUGGUAUUGCAUGACACUGUCGAGGUUCAUGCAAUCAUGGAUCAGAUAUUUAGUUCCAUGAUUCAUGGCAACACUUCUGUUGUUGUAGUAUCCGAUCCCUCGCAGAAGAAGGAACUGAUAAAAGAAGCUCCAGUCUACGACUAUGACCAACUACAAACCGAUCGACGACUCCAAUUCAUCUACCGACCCCUAAAGCCGUCCAAGUUCGCUGUCAUUUUUGAUCCACAGAAGCAACGCGAGUCCAGUACAGACCGCAACCAAGAUAGCGCUCAACAGGUGGUUGUUAGUCAAAAACUGGUAUUCGAAGAACUUAAGCGCCGGGUUGGAGGCAAGGGACAUAAAGUCUUGCUUGUUGAAGACAACAAGAUUAAUCAAACAGUAGUUUUAAAGUUCCUUGCCAGGAUUGACCUCGAUACAGAGACGGUACUCGAUGGUGUUCAAUGCACCGAUACCGUCUUCUCAAAGCCGCCAGGUUACUACUCCAUCAUUCUCUGCGAUUUGCACAUGCCGAACAAAGACGGUUACCAAGCUUGCAAGGAAAUACGGCGGUGGGAAAAGAAGCACGGGUACCGCCGCCAUCCAAUCGUUGCACUUUCCGCAAACGUGCUCGGCGACGUGUACGAAAAAUGCGUCGAAUCUGGCUUCAACUCCUACGUCACGAAGCCUGUUGAGUUCAAACAGCUCUCCAUCGUGAUGGCCAAAUUCCUAGAUCCGGCCGACCCCUCGAAACCCCCCGAACCUAUGAAACUAAAAUAGAAAGGGUGGUCCUCAC